CAAGCCAAAACCGUCGCCUCGAAGGGGUCGGAGAAUUUAUCGUUGCAAGUGAGAAAAAGUAAAGGAAAACCCGCAAAUAUGGUCCUCUGUAUGGCAGCGUGCCGGUGGCGGUGAUUUCACAAUUUUCCUUCCCGAGCUGGAAGGGCGCAUAAAGGGGGAAAUUCAACGAGUGCGUGCGUGUGUGUAUGUGUGUGUUUGUGCCCAAGUGCGAAGAGGCCGCAUUGUGUUCGAGUGUUUGUGUGCCGCGCGUGUGUGUGCAAUAACGUGAGGAAGCAACGAAAGGUGGCCACAAAAUCUCACACCCCACGAGAAAAGCGCGCAGGCUACGGAAAAUACCGUGCCGUGUACCCUAACCACCUCAACACAACCCUUCACCCGCGACCGCCACGGUGCCUAUGUGGCUGUGUGCACGUGUGCGUGCCCAUGUGUGUGCGCGCGAGUGAACGUGCGCGCUUGUGUGUACCAGAUAUGCGUGUGCUUGUGUGACACCAGUUGGUGCCAGUUGCAAGGCCAGAGUGCGAGGGCCAGGGCAGCCCUUUGGGUAGUGCGAUAAGGGCGAUCGCAUCCAAAACAUACCGUCUGCGAAACGCGGCACACGAGGGAACCGCGAACAGCUGAAAGCGAACCUCACAAGAACCGGUGGGAAAACAGAAAAAGAGAGAUUGUGAGAAAAAGAGAGAGAGAAAGAGAGUGGCCCAGUAACACAAAAGUACGCACUCUGAGAGACAGCACACUGGCCACGAGCGGAAGCAGUGGAACGGAGCAAACCGGAAACAGGACACGGUGCAACAACAGCUAGGCUAAAGCGAUGACUGCGAUAUGAGUGCCCAGGGGGGCUCCCUAGGGGCUCCAACAUUGGGUGAUCGUCGAUCUCCUUACAUUGGAGGCUAUCCCGACAUUCAACACCAUCAGCAGCAUCAGCAGCAUCAGCAGCAACAGCAGCAACAGCAUCAUCACAAUCAGCACCAGCAGUUGCACAAUCCUCAUCACGACUACCACCGAGGUGCGCUCCACCCAGACGGCAGUGUAGCUGGCUAUCUGGACGUAAAGCAGCAGCAGCAGCAGCAGCAACAGCAGCAAAAGGGCUACGGAAAGCAGCCUCAAACUCACCAGCGAGCGGCCACCGGAGCAACGGCAUUGCGAACGGCUGCCGGAGCUGGACACGGUUUCAACGGUCAAAGUAUGGUGGCAGCGGCUGGCGGACAGCAGGGCAACAUGGACGUCGGCUAUAACCCGCAGAUGAACAACAUGGCGAUGCAUUCGCAAUCGUCGUGGAAUCAGAUGAAUGGCAUGAACCAAAUGGGCGGCAUGGGUGGCCAGAUGAAUGGCAUGAACCAGAUGGGAGGUGGAGGUGGUGGCGCAGGUUCCGGAGGUGCGGGAACCGGCAUGGGACCAAUGAGUCAGAUGGGUUCCGGAGCUGGUGGUGGCGGUGGUGGAGGUGGAGGUGGUGGUGGUGGCAUGGGUGGAGGAGCCACUGGCAUGCCGAUGAAUCAGAUGGGUGGUGGCGGCGGAGGAGGUGGUGCAGGUGGAGGUGGAUACGGACGGCAUCACCAGCAGAUGAACCCGAUGGCGCAGAUGAUGAACAUGGGCAUGGGUAUGGGUGGUGGCGGGGGUGGUGGUGGAGGAGCCGGAGCCGGUCAGAUGGGUCCAGGUGGAGCAGGUCCAGGAAUGAACGGAAUGGCGGCAGCUGCUGCAGCAGCUGCAGCAGCAGCUCAGAUGGGUGGCAUGAACCCUCUCAGCCAGAUGAACCAGAUGUCACCGAUGUCAAAGAUGCAGGGUAUGGCGAAUGGAUAUCCUCAGCAUCCUCGAAGGAUGGCUCCAUAUCCGAACCCACAGAUGCAGAUGGCACAGAAACGCUCGAUGUACGGCAUGGGUCAGGGACAAGGAAUGCCAGGAGCUGGUGGACCUUUUCCACCUCAUCAAGCGGCGGCAGCAGCAGCUGCGGCAGCUGCUGCAGGUGUUCCCCUACCGAUGCAAGCCAAUGCCGGUUAUGGACGACAUCAUGGGCCAAUGGGACCGAUGAACUAUCGUGGAGGUCCUCCGAUGAUGCAGCAACGGCAAAACACACCACCAUACGGUCCGGGACCGGGUAUGGGUGUAGGAGUGGGUGGACCUGUCGGUGCACCCGGUCCGCUCAUGGGCCACCAACAACAGCAGCAACAGCACCAACAGCAACAACAACAUCACCAACAACACCAUCAGCAGCAACAGCAGCAGCAGCAGCAGCAGCAGCAGCAACAGCAGCAGUAUUACAACACGGGCUACCAGAACAUGCAGGGCUACCAGCCGGACAUUCGCAUGAACUUCCAGCACAGUCCGGUACCCGGCAAUCCGACACCCCCGUUGACGCCCGCUUCUUCCAUGACGCCCUACAUCAGCCCCAAUCCGGACGUGAAGCCAAACAACCUACCGCAGAAAGAUGAAGAGCUCCGGUUGACGUUCCCGGUGCGGGACGGUAUUCUGCUGCCACCGUUCCGGCUCGAGCACAACCUCGCGGUUAGCAACCACGUGUUCCAGCUGAAAUCGACCGUCUACAACACGCUCAUGUGCCGGCCGGAUCUCGAGCUGCAGUUGAAGUGUUUCCACCACGAGGACCGGCAGAUGAACACGAACUGGCCAGCGAGCGUACAGGUGUCGGCUAACUCGACUCCACUCGAGAUCGACCGAGGUGACAACAAGAACACACACCGGCCACUCUAUCUGAAACAGGUCUGCCAACCUGGCCGCAACACGAUCCAAAUCACCGUCAGCACGUGUUGCUGUUCACACUUGUUCGUGCUGCAGUUGGUACACCGACCAUCGGUUAAUCACGUGCUGCACACGCUGUUGAAGCGCAACCUGCUGUCGGCUGAACAGGCUGUGGCCAAAAUCAAGCGCAACUUCGCCGUAAGCCAUGCAGCUAACCCCAACCAACCGUUGGGAGGUCCUAACGGCCCGGACAAGGACCCAUUGGCCGUGGAACCGUCGGCAACAUCCGCUAAGGUUUCACUCAAGUGUACCGUCACCACGAAGCGGAUAACAUUGCCGGCACGUGGUCACGACUGUAAGCACAUCCAGUGUUUCGAUCUGGAGGCCUACCUUGCGCUCAACUGCGAGCGUGGCAACUGGCGAUGUCCGGUGUGCAAUAAACCGGCACUAACAGAGGGGCUUGAAAUUGACCAGUACAUGUGGGCGAUACUGAACACGCUCAACUCCUCCCACACCCCGAACGGCAUGGACACGGAGGAGGUGAUCAUCGAUGCGCAAGCGAAUUGGCGUGCGAUCAAGCCACCGGGAAGCGUCAACAAUCCUAACCUCGGCGGUAGCCUCAACCCACAGGCACAACCGACCCAACAGCAACAUCCACAGCAACAGCAACAACCACCAAUGCAGCAUCAACAACCGGCACCACCCGCAGUGGAACCGAGUGGUGGCAAUGGUCGUGGUCCCGGAACACCCGGUCUGCCCGUCAUCAAACCCGACCCGGAUGGUGCAGAUGCGAAGCACUUUAGCAAGGUGAUGUCACCCGGCUCUACCUCGCUGCCCACGUGGGACAACAUGAACGCGAUGAGCCCGUACAUGAGCCCGGACAUGAGCUCGAUCGCUAGUGGCAGCAUGAUGGGAUCAAAUUACAACCGAACGCCACAAUACGACUCGUACGGUAAUCCCAUCAUCAAGCAGGAACCGGGCACUGGUCCGGGAACGGCUGGUGGACCCGGUAACAAUGGACCGGGCACACCCGGUGGCAGUGAAUUCCACAGUGGCAAUCCUCUAGCCCAUCUGAGCGACUCCGUCAACUCGCUCGAUCCGCUCAAUGCGAUGGAAAAAUCGUUGAACGAUCAGAUGCCCCAUACGCCACACACACCGCACACUCCUGGCGGUGGCAACUCGUCCGGUCAUCCCAUGACCCCGGGUGGACCACCAAGUGUACCACCGGCGAACGACAUCAACGCCCCAAACCCGCAGCAACAAUCCAGCAACGCACCGAACGGUGCCACUGGUCCAAACAGCAAUGGCAGCAGUGGUGGAGCUGGUCUGAGCCACAGCCCUGGCCAUGCCAUGCAGCUUCACUCUCCCCAGCAGCAACAGCAACACCCCAACAACAUGGGUCUCGGAGCCAACAACCCGGCGGCGAACAUCAUGAACUCACCCCAAAGCCUAAUGAACUCGCCGCAAAACAUGAUGAACUCCCCGCAGAGCAUGAUGCAGCAACAGCAGCAGCAGCAGCAGCAGCAAAAUCUCCUCUCACUGGGCUCGAUGAUGGGCCAGCAGCAGCAACAAAGCCACCAGAACGCGCUUGCCGGAUUGACCGACGUUGAUCUGCCGGCAGAUCUCAACUUCGACCCGGCGGCCGUCAUUGAGGGCGAGGGAGGCAACGAUCUUAACCUGCUGCCCGACAACGGUAUCGUGGAUCCGAUGGAGCUGCUCUCCUAUCUGGACCCGCCGGAUCUGAACACGCCACCCUCGAGCGGUUCCAGCAACAACGCCAACAGCGACGACAUCCUGGCCGCGCUCUUCGAUUAA
Anopheles nili is the source of this 4503-nucleotide messenger RNA. RefSeq names its product zinc finger MIZ domain-containing protein 1 (gene tna). The record is from RefSeq and is a predicted model, not a curated record. Gene Ontology annotation, biological process: regulation of transcription by RNA polymerase II; protein sumoylation. Gene Ontology annotation, molecular function: SUMO ligase activity; zinc ion binding. The transcript is spliced from 11 exons. The coding region runs from base 820 to 4503 and encodes 1227 amino acids. NCBI's taxonomy places the organism in Eukaryota, Metazoa, Arthropoda, Insecta, Diptera, Culicidae.